UCUCCACAGAGUACAUUGCCAGUUCCCCCGCGCCCCGCUAGCGCGUCACACGUAUACGUCCGCGUUUCCCUUUCGUUCGCCUUCAGUUUAUUGUGGUAAAGUGUUGACGUCCCCAUUUGUUAUCAAACAACCUUCUUGAGUACACGUACCCAUACAAAUACGCGUACCGACAGGAUUUGAGUAAUUGAAAAUCUGUGUUUCAAAAUAUCAUUAUGAAAAGGAAUACACCGCAAAAUGGAGAUAUUGUUCCCAAAAAAAAAAAGAAUAAAAUAAUUAGUUUAGAAACCAAGAUACUCGUCAUAAAUGAAUAUGAAAACGGAAAGACGAUGUACGGAAUUUCUAAGGAACUCGAGCUACAUAGAAGUACGGUGAGCAAAAUUUUGGAAAAUAGGGAAAGUAUUUUAGAGGAAUACGCUAGAAUUAAAGGCAGUAAACCUAAAAAAACCUGGCUUUUAACUGAAACAGAAUCGAUUUUAAUGUUAUGGUGCUCUGACCAAGCUAGGGACAAUAUUGAGCUAACAAAAGAAAGCGUAUGUGAACAAGCCAUGGAAUUAUUUGAGUCAUUGAAAUCACAACAUAGCGAAUAUAGUGACGAAACAUUUGAUGCAAACGAUUACUGGUAUAUUGAUUUCAAACGUCGCUGUGGCUGGUACAAGGCUGCAGGGACACAGGAAACUGCAUCUAAACCUGAGUUAAAUGUUGAAAGAAUAAAACAGGCCAUAGACAAUGGGGGCUAUUCGCCACAGACUGUAUUCAAUGUUUGCUACACGUCGUUAUUUUGGAAGAAAUUGCCUGAUGCUUGUGAAAUCGCACGCGCAGAGCAAGCAUCUGAAACAGGUUUCAAAAAAUCUAAGGACCCAUUAACAAUCAUGGUUGGUGGAAAUGCAGCAGGAGAUUUCAAGUUGAAACCUCUUAUGGUGUACCGUACUGAAAACCCAAAAGCUUUACAUGGUAAGUCUAAAGGUGGGCUGCCCGUCAUUUGGAAGUCCAACCCGAGGGCGUGUAUGUUGCCUUCUCUCUUCGAGGACUGGUUUGGCAACCAUUUCAUUCCUUCGGUACAAAACUACUGCACUUCAAAUGGAAUACCAUUCAAAGUCAUGCUGAUUAUUGCCAGCGCCCCAGAACAUUUGCCUAGCACUUUGCUUGACUUUGACCAUCGCGUGAAGAUACUUUUCCUAUCUCAAGAUGAAGCAUAUUCGCAACCAAUGACGGACGUGAUCUCAAUACUGAAAGCAGAUUACACGCUCCGGUUAUUGGAGUACAUCAAAUCUACUGUGGAGCCAGCUGCCUCGGCCAGACUCUUCAUGGUAGCAGGUUUAAUGGCUUGGCAGAAGUUUAAUAUUCUACACGCAAUAAGAAUUUUCAUGGAUUCAUGGGAAGGUUUGGAUCAAGAAGACUGGAUCUCGGCCUGGGAGAAGAUAUUUCUGACAAGUAAUGGAGCUGAUGAGAGUGAUGAAUCGACCGAUAAGCACAGUCGAGUUUCACAAAUAAUUGAAAAUAUUGAGCAACUUGCACAUGAGCUUAAAUUAAAUGUCAGUGACAGAGAUAUUGAGGCGCUGUUAUAUUCUCACUCUACAGAACUCACACCAGAUGAGUUUAUAGAAUUACGAGCUCAAAGUGUAUUGGAAGAACACGAAACCUCAGAAACAUUAGGACACACAACGUCAAACAUGACUGUCGAAAAUUUGUCGGAGGCGCUCACUGGUAUUAAAAACGGGUUAAACAUAUUACAGGACAUCGAUUCAAAUGAAAGUAGAGCUAGGGAUAUUAAGAAACAAAUAUAUGAAUUACUGAAACCUUACGAAGAAACAUUAAGUUCGAAAAUAAUGGAUAAUUAAGAUGAAGAUACAAGUACCUACGCUACUUAUAGUGCGGAAAGAUCUCAACAAGGUUUCUUACCCCGAAAUCUGUUAACAUAAUAUAAUGAUUGUGAUAAUUUUAGAUUU
This is a messenger RNA of Helicoverpa armigera (cotton bollworm), 1946 nucleotides long. Its product is annotated as tigger transposable element-derived protein 1. Lineage: Eukaryota; Metazoa; Arthropoda; Insecta; Lepidoptera; Noctuidae. The record is from RefSeq and is a predicted model, not a curated record. Gene Ontology annotation, molecular function: DNA binding. Bases 213 to 1838 code for a protein of 541 amino acids. Gene Ontology annotation, cellular component: nucleus. The transcript has a single exon.